Messenger RNA from Aegilops tauschii subsp. strangulata, 726 nucleotides. RefSeq lists its product as uncharacterized. The record is from RefSeq and is a predicted model, not a curated record. Lineage: Eukaryota; Viridiplantae; Streptophyta; Magnoliopsida; Poales; Poaceae.
AUGGUUGCCCCGGCAACACCGAGCUAUCUGAAGUGGUCGCAGACCGCCAUUACAUUCGACCAGUCUGAUCACCCAGCGCACAUUGCCACCGCAGGGAGGCAAGCAUUGGUGGUCGACCCAGUGGUUGAAGGCACCCGACUGACUAAGGUGCUGAUGGAUGGUGGCAGCGGCCUGAAUAUCCUGUACGCGGAGACCUUGAAGGGGAUGGGCAUUCCGAUGUCCAAACUCAGCGCAAGCAGCAUGAGUUUUCAUGGAGUUAUCCCUGGCAAGAAGGCCCAUUCACUCGGCCAAAUUGCGCUAGAUGUGGUUUUCGGUGAUUCCAAGAAUUACCGGAAAGAGAAGUUGACUUUUGAGGUCGUGGAUUUCCAGAGUGCCUAUCACGCUAUCUUGGGCAGGCCUGCAUACGCUCGUUUCAUGGCUCGACCAUGUUACGUCUACCUCAAGAUGAAAAUGCCUGGUCCUAAGGGAGUGAUCACUGUGACUGGCAAUCGGCAAAAGGCAGAGGAGUGCUUUCAGAAGGGCUCCAGGAUCGCUGAUGCACAAAUGGCAGUAGUCGAGUUACAAGAGUAUCAGAAGAAUGCAGAUCCGAGUGACUUGCUACGAUCAAAGAAGCCGGCAACCGACUCUGCCUUUCAGUCGUCUGGUGAAACCAAGCCGGUUCACAUCCAUCCGACUGACCCAGAGGCUGCCCCGACUCACAUUUCCACCACCCUUGACAGCAAAUAG